UUUGUUGUUUUAAGAUUCAGCGGCUGGGAACCAAAAGUUGCAAGUAGCAUGGGUUAUGGUGAGCCCGUGGUGGACUUACCUUGGUAUAGGAGCGGGGCUGGAACUCCUGUGUGCCACUGUCUCUGUCAUUGUAUCAGGAAUUAAGAAAGGAGGCGUAUGUUUAGAUUAUUUUAUGUAUUCACUUAUAUAUCAGCAGAGGACAGGUUGGUGGGGCUAGGUAAGGUUAAGUGAGGUAGGUUUUAAAGUCCGUUGGUGAGCUGGCUUGAUUAUUGGGGACAGGAAGCCUGGCUUAUAUCGAGGUUAAACCACUGACUUAACCCAGGAUGCAACCCACAACAGUUGCCUAACUCCUGAUGAAAGGGACUGUGCCCAACCAUUUCUGUGCUUCCCGGGAAUUGAACCCAGGAGCUCUGUAGACUAAUACUGUGUUGGUAUUUUAAUCAUACUGGUACACUAAUUAUAUUAUGUAUUAUAUUUUUAUAUAGGUACUGUAUUGUAGUUAUUUGUUGAUAUAAAAUCUUGCUACAAUAUACCUUUUCAUUUAUAUUCGGACAAAGGAAUUCUGGUGGAUGUAGUUUACAUGGAUUUUGCUAAAGCUUUUGAUAAGGUACCACAUGAGACUUGUGAGGAAAUUACAGCCACAUGGAAUAAAUGGUAGAAUGCUAUUUAUUGAUUCAUUAUUUUAAUGGACUUGUAUCUUUUUAUAAAAGACUGCAAGAUAUUCAGUAACCUGAUGACAAAGACCUAAGAUUUGUAUUUCUGUCCAUACUAAGUACCUAACAUUUAGUCUCGAUUUAGGCUAGAGUAAACGUAUUCACGCUACUGAGGUCUGAAUUAGAGCGCUUACUAUAUUCGGCCGAGGACCAGCACUAAGGUGACCAAAAAGAUAUACUGUAUAUAAUGAAAACCUGUAAUAAGAGAGAGGGAGAGAGAUGUCUGAGUUACACUCUUCUUGGGUGCCUGCAGAAGCGCAUAUCACAUGGAAAAAUCUCCAGAUCUGUUUGGUUGAGUGUGCAAGCACAUUAUGGGUUCGAGAAACGCACUCGAGUUCCAUGUCUUGUGAGCUCAUGCAUUUCCAACAGAUGGAAAAGCAGCUGAACAAUUACUUUAAAAUGAGAACACCAAGAUAUAAUUUAUUGCAGUUUCCAGCUAAAGUUAAAGAUAUUGUAGCAGUCCAGCACAAGGGUCAUUGGUUUCGUGGGCUGGUGGAGAGCAUCGAGGACAGUAACACUGACCAGAAUGCAACCAUUUUCCUUCUUGACUAUGGCAUUACAAUUGAAACUAGUGGUUCUUCUAUAAUUUGCCUGGGUCCUGACCAGUGGACGAGUGUUCCCUACCAAGCUAAGCGGAUUCAUAUAUUUGGUGUUUCAGCUGUUUCACUGGAAUAUUCAUUCACUGCUUUGGACUUGAAAAUUAUACCAAAGGCAUCCAGUACGUGGGAUCAGGCAGCUAAUGACUUUGUAAACAAAAUUGCUAAGAAGAAACCAUAUGCCGAGUUUGUACCCUUGAUGCGUGGCCCAGAUGGUUGCUUACAAGGUUCCUUGACUGUACAUCUUGGCAGAGAAUUCUGUGAAGUUCUAACACGGUUAUCACCUCUUUGUCAUCUUGAAACUCAGAAAGAGACUGUAAUAGUAGACCUUGCCUUGAUUUUAGUUAAGUGUGGCUUUGCAUCAUGGGAUACAAAUUUAAUAGAGAUAUUAAAACAAAAGAAGAAAGAAGAAAUAUUAAAACAAAGGGAGAAAGAAGAAAAUUCAAGAAAAAGCUGUUUAGAGAAGAAUGGCUUUCAGACAGCAGAGUGUGAACAAAAAUUAGAUAAUGUAUUCAAGAAGUCAUCCUCUUACUUGGAUAACAGUGACUCGCCUUUCUCAGACGAGGUGUUUCUCCACAACCACGCAACCAACAUUAAAACUGAUAGCAUAAAUGAAAGCGAUGUACCAACUGUAGACAAUGGAGAGUACCAAGGAUUAGUGCUUCAAUCUGCUGCCAAAGGCCGUGGCUUGAUGAAAUUUUUGACGUUGCUUCCAAGUACACCCUUGUUAACAUCAGAUAGUUCUGAAAGUCUGUUAAUUGGUAGCUGUUCUUUUAGAUCAGAAGACAGUCAAAUAAGUACUUCCUUCCAAUCUGAUAUGGCAUUAGAGGAAAAUAUUUUGGCUACUUCAGUUGGAAAUAGAUCCUCAGGUGAGCUUACAUCUUCGCUGUCUGAUGUAGAAGAAAUUCCUGCUCCUGUUCUUGAAACAGAAAUAUUGAUUUCAACAUUAGUCCAAGCUUCAGGAGAUAAAAUUACAGAAGAGAAGUGUGAUGUAAAUUAUUAUUCACAAGGAAGCAGUGAAAAAGUAGCUUACAAAGGUGCAGCAAAUGACAUUGAUAACAUUCAUCUUAAUAGCCCUUUUGCAGGAAUAACUUCAUCAUCUAAGUCUCCAACAGUCAAAGAUCUUGUUCUAGUGCCAUCUCUAAGUGAAUAUGCUAAGAAAGAAUCUCCUAAGCUAUCUUUCACCACAUCAGGCUUGAGCCUACUGAAUAGACUUAAAUGCCUUGAUAAUGAGGAAAAGGAUAAAAUUAGUAACGGUGUAGAUGGUCAACAAAACCCUGGAAAAGGACCUGAUAAUGAAGUAGAGAUUAAAUGUAUGUUUAAGAACGAAUGUGUCAAUGAGAGACUUUUGAUUCAGCCAGAUGAGUUUAAUUGUGAUAUUGGAAAUGGCAUUAUUGCAAGAGAUGUUCAAGGGCAAACAAAAGGCCUACACAAGGUAGAUAUUUCAAAUUGGGUAUCUGCAUGCUCACUGGAAACUCAUCGGGAUUCACAUCACUCGGAGCAUAUGGAGCUGGGUAUUACACUGGAAGACAUGUCAGCAUUAACUGAGAAUCAAAAUUCAAAGGAUAGGCAUGUUAAUCAGAAACAACUAGAUAAAUAUAUAGAAAAGGUUAACUUCAGAGUCAGUCCAAAAAUAUGCAAUGAUUUCAGUCACAGUACUGAUAAAAUAAACCAAAUUAGCAUGCCAAAAACUGAUUAUAAAGUUAGCUGUAAAGAAAAGACACAUGAAAAACAGAAUAAGCACAAUGAAGUUGAGCACGAGAUUUUUAACAUCUCCUUUAUGUCUGACAACCGCGAUAUUUGGACCAGCGAGUUGACUAAUGAUAUACAGGAAGGAGAAUUUUUACCAAUGAGUUUGAAAAGUCCUGUCUCUAAAGUCCUUAAUAUAGCAAAAUUGCUUAGAGUUUUUGUUGCUGGUGAAUCACUCCUUGCAAAUGAAGAUAUUAUAACUAAUAAGAAUUUGAUGAAUGCUACUUUGAAUAGCCAUAUUGUUAAAGUGCUAAAUGAAGAAGGUAUGCAGCCCACUCGAUUGCAGGCUUAUACGUGGCCGGCAAUUACACACGGUGGUUCAACAAUCAUAGUAGGUGGGAAAGCCAGUGGAAAAACUAGGGGAUAUGUUGUACCGUUAAUUUCCACUAUCAUGGAUACCUGGCAGCACAUCAGUCGUCGUUUGGUUGAUGGCAUUGGGGCAGUUUUGGUAGUAUUGUGUAGUACCUGGCGAAAUGCAGAAUGUACUGCUAACUACAUUCUUAACAUUCUGCCUGCUUCCUUCAACCUGAAAGUCAUGACAGCCUGGGGUGGCUGUGGGCAUGACAAGGGCAAAGAUACAAAAAUUAAGCUACUUUUAGGAUGUGAUAUCCUCGUCACAACGCCCCCGUGUCUUCUAAGACUUCUUUCAGGUAAAUCAAUUAGCAAAGAUGAAGACCCUAAUCCAGAAAACAGUGAUACACUUGCUAAAUCUUUAGCUAGAUGUUGCCAUCUGGUUAUUGAUGAUGCUGAUUCAAGCCUGAAAUAUUUUGCUAGUGAUAUUAAGCAGUUGCUUAUUUUAUGGGGAGAGGGGAGAAAGGGGCGUGAACGUGGAGACCUACAACAACAAAUUGUAUUAGUAAGUUCUAAGUGGACCAAAUUGUUUGAUUCCUUAACACAGACCUUAAUAUCCACUAUGGAUCCAAUGGUUAUUGUUUCGGCUCCUAGUGAGGCAGCCAUUGGUGCAAGGGUUGCAAGCCACGUACACCUUGUGUUGGAUGAAGAAUCCUCACUUCAAAAAGUUGUUGAACUUGUACAAAAUUCAUACAGUCUCAAGAAAAAUUUAAUCUUUGUAUACAGUGAUUUAAUGGGUGACAAAUUGAAGUCCAUGUUAGAGACUGCUGCCAUUUAUUCAAUAAGUAUUCCCAGCAGCAUUGUUAUGUGCAAAUUGCAUAAUAUAGUUUCUGAGUGGCACAUGAUGUCAGCUGUCACCAUGAUUGUGUGCAGAGGUACCGAGCAAUAUCUCAUGAGACAUGAUCUUGCUGAUGCUGAUACUAUCUUUCAUACUUAUAUUGCUCCACCAGUUUCUAACUUUUUGUGCAGGUAUUCUUUUAUGGUCGGAAAGUUUUCUACUGAUCUGAACAAUAAAUCUCUGAAUUGUGAAUCGCAUAUAUUUGUGUCAGAAGAAACAUUCCAGUCAGUCCCUAAUCUUUUUAAUGAAAUACAAAGGCUGUGUGAAUACAUACCUGAUGAGGUAAUUGUUGCUGGUUCUGCAGUAGACAGAGACAAAUUCUGUCACUACAGUUCAUUGUGUUACUACAUCAAGGCUUAUGGUAAGUGUCCUGUUGAAAAUAAUUGUGGAUUUAAGCAUAAAGUACAAAUAUCUGAUGUUCCACGCUACCUACCAAGGAUGGGAGAAGUAACUUUUGAUAUUGUAAAAGUUAUAAAUGCCUCAAGAUAUUUAGUUCACCUUACAGAAUAUCGUGAAAAGGCAGGAGCACCUAGUUUAGACUUGAGAAAUCAUCAUCAUAAAUUAAUUCUAGCUCUUCAGCAGUACUUUGCCGAUCCAGCUAAACAUAUCCAGUUGAAGAGUGUUGAACCAGGAAUGUUUUGUGCUGUCGAUGAUAAUGGAAUAUGGGCCCGUGCACAGGUUAUUCGAAUUGACUACUCUGAUGCUGCUCCUGCUGUUAAAGUGUUUCUUGUGGAUGAAGGAAAAGAAUUAUAUAUUGAAUUAAAAGCUGCUUUUCUUUUGCCAUCACAUCUUGCAGCUUUGCCAGAAUUAAUUGUUGAGGUAUACCUGUGCCGUAUUCAACCUGUUGACUAUGACAGAGAGUGGACAUAUGAAGCAUCCCAGUAUGUACACGAGAUCUUCACCAGUGGUAAAAGUAACAGAUUUGUUGGUCAAAUAACAUUUGCACUUUGUCAUACACUAUGGCUAAGUCCAGUAGUUGAACUUGUGCAAGUAGGAAAAUCAUUUGUACAAAAAGAAUCAUUUAGGGGAAAAUUAAUCGCAAAAGGAUUUGGAAUUGAUAAUCCUACACAUCUAAAAAUGUUAGAGCAACUCUGUUCCCAAGCUGGCCUGUCACUAAAUCACCAAACUUUAUGUAACACUGAUUGGAAAAGUUCUUUAAAUAAAGCUUAUAAUAUGUUAUAUAUUUCACAGUUGGAGGAGGACAUACAAAGCAAUACUUUAAAGAUAGAUAGAAGUGCAGAUGUCAGUAACUGCGACGUACAAUUAGAGGUACAAGGUUGCGAAAUGGAAGAUAGAUUAGGCUGCAGUACAGACGCAGAUGCUUAUCUUGAGGAUGACAGGUUGUCUUGUACCUCAUCAUUAAGUGAGAGAGCAAACAGAGACUCAAAAGACAAAUUGAUCCAGCAUACCUGCACCUCCCCUACAAGUGACACAGCAACCUAUCUCCUUGCACGAGAAGAUCUGCCACUGAAUGUAGAAAUACGAGUGGAGAUAGGUGAAAUUGUUUCACCUGACCGGUUCUUUGUUCUUCGGGAAGAUAAACUUGAUCAGCUAAACAUCCUUGAGAUAGACUUGGCUAAUUUGACAAAAAAGUUUAAUGGUGGUAAAAAAGACUAUACUGAAGGCCUCCAGCAUAAUAUCUGUAUACCAUCCUGCAGCUACUGCAUUGCAAAAUUUACUGAUAACAUGUACUAUCGAGGAUGGGUAGAGUCCAGUGAACGUGAUGGAAACGUGACCGUAUUUUAUGUGGACCAUGGAGAAACGUUGACGAUACCAGCACAUGAGGUUCAUGCGUGUCCAUGCACCAUUCUGGAGGCUCUUCCUGCUCAGGCAAUUGUUUGUUGUCUGGCUCACAUUAUUAUUCCCAAUGACAUGAAAGAGAAGGCAAAGAGGUUUAUGUUGCAUUUGGCCAGCACUGCUGGUGUAUGGAUUGCUAAGGCAGUUGAGAUUCGAAAAAUAAUUGAGGAGCAGAUAUGUAGUGUGGAAUUGAUUGACAUCUCGGUUGACCCUCCCAAGCAAAUGUGGCAAGAACUUGUAUGUGCAGGACUUGCCAUUCAAGCAGACCAAAUGGAGGAAACUAAUGAUGAAAAAUCUCCACCACUGGACAUUCUUAAUGACUCCUGUAUAGAUGGUAAGGAGGCUGCCGAUUUCCUGUUGAGUAUACCCUCAGUAAAGGCUCAAAUAGAAAAAGUUAGAGAACAGCAUGUUGGUGAAGCAUUAGAAAAGGCAAAUGACAGGACGACUGCAUCAUGUGAUUAUUCGAUUGCAUCCUUACUUCACAUUGUUAAUUCUGACCUAGAGAAAGAAAAGCAUGCUGAAAGAGAAUUAGAGAAUUCAGAUGACGAGAUCGCUGUAGGUUGUGAAGACUCUUGCAUAUCCACAGUUAAUCCUGACUUAAAAAAUAAGGUAAAUGAUUACAUAGAAAACAGUCUUAUCAAUAAUAAAAUGUUGGAAAAUAAAAAGACUGGUGAACAAGAAGAAAACAGUGUCUUAAAACUCGAGAAAAAUAUUGGAUCAUUGAAAUCUUGCAAACCUCAUAUUAUGAACAAGUCUGCAAAAGUUAGGGUUCAGCAGACAGAGAAUGUGGCUAACAUCAGUAAGCCUAAUAAAAAUCAGAGAGCAAUUGAAAUGGCUUCAAAAGAUUUUCAACAUAUGUGCCUUAUUGUGCCACCCCUGGAAGCUGUCGAAGGCAUCACCUCUAAACUAUCUCCAGAAACAUCAUGGAGUCAAAAAGAUGAUUCAGUAUCUGUGAUUAUUCAUCUCAUGGGGGUAAAGCUGUACAAGUGUCGUAUUGAAUCAUCUCGACUGAUGUUCAUGACCCUAUUAGGAGAAAAGUUUUAUGUCCUUGAUGAAGAUUUAGGAGGAGAAAUAGAUGCCGAGCUUUCAUCUAUAUGUGUAAAGGGAACAUGUGUAGCAAUCACCCUCACUAAGGCUGCAAAAGUAAAAUGGCAAAGUUUAUUUGCAAAUGGUAAACGACGGCCAUGGUUGAGGGCAGACUAUCAGACUCUUUGUGAUAAUGAUGAAAUAUCUAGUAGUGAUAAUGAAAGCAAUUGGUGUGAUGUAGGUGUGAAUACUCAAGUAAAGAAGAAUGGAGGGCUACCAGGUGGAAUCAGUGAUAGUGACCUCUCCAGUAAUGAAGGUUCUGAUAACGAUGAGUUCUUGAUAUCAUGAUUGAACAUUUAUGACCAAAUAAAAUAAGAUUGUAAUAAUUUGAUAAUGCAAGCAUAUUACACAAUGUAAGAUACAGUAAUUACAUUGUGUAAUAUGCUUGUUUCAACAUAUCUGAUUAAUAUUUAAAUUGUUUAAAAACAACAACAAAAAUUUGCCAGUUAUGCUGGCAGCAACCAGUUCAUUCACUAGUGUCAAGUUAACUCUUAUUAGAUUUUUAGGUUUGAUCAGGAUACAGUAUUCUGAAUUGCUAAAGUGGAUAAUAAUAAUUUUUGUCUAUGAACAGUAUGUAAUCACAAGAGACCUUGUUUGGUCUGGGAAGGGAGUUGCCACAAUAGACCACCCUCCAUGCUAACAUUACCAUGUUAAUCUAAACUGUUCAGCUCACUUUAUCAUAAUUUAUUGAUGACCAAACCACAACUCGGAAGAUGAAGAAGUGACGACAUUUCGGUCUGUCCUGGACCGUUAUCAAGUCGUGUGAUAGAAGAGAGAAAGGUACAGGCAAAUAUAAGGUAAGAGAAUAAGGUGAGAGGUGAGGAACUUUGCCUGUACCUUCUUCUCUGAAUCAUCACAUGACUUGAUAAUGGUCAAGAAUGGACCAAAACAUUGUCACUUCUCCAUCUUCAGUUAUGGUUUGGUCAUAAUGUCUUCAGCCACGUUAUUGAGUCAUCGUGUAUUUGUUUUGGGUGAGGGUGAUGUACAGUAUACUGAUUUCCCAUUAAUCUUGAUGCUUCAUUGUGCUUGUAAUCUAUUAUUGUUUUUGCUUGUCCAAAACAUUUCUAUAUAGAAUUCCAUGUUACAUGAUCCCACUGUCAUAUCUUCAGUGAGUGGCAUGAACAGCUUCCACACUGUUUGUUAGAGCAGCACUUUAAUAUUCACUGCUCUCAUGUAACAUGGUGGGUCAAGUGAAGUGUAGUCACUUUCUUAAAUAUUGCCUGUCUAAGCAGGCAAUAUCCUUUCUCUGUUUUGUUUUGGUGUAGUUUGAUGGUCACCACAUUAAAUCAAUCUCAACCUUGAUUUAAUGUGGUGUGAUAUAAUGAAAAUUAUAUAAGGAAAAUUGAUACUGUAUACAAAAUUCUUGAGUUUACACUGUAUGUAUUUGUGAUUAAAUAACCAGAAAUUAUGGGUGGAUACUCAUACAAUGCUUAAUUAGGAUCAGUUUAAUUUGUUGUCUCUGUCAUUUGAGUAAUAGAAUAAAAAAACUGAGAAAAACAUAUUACUGUAAAUAAUGUUUUCAUUUAUAAUCAGUUACAGCCUGUGCCAAGUAAGUCCACUACGGGCUCACCGUAGCCCGUGCUACUUGGAACUUUUGGUUUCGAGCAGCUGAAUCUAAAACAACAACAUUGAUAAUUAUAAAUUGUAAUAAAAUGUGCAAGGGAUUGUU
Messenger RNA from Procambarus clarkii (red swamp crayfish), 8799 nucleotides. Lineage: Eukaryota; Metazoa; Arthropoda; Malacostraca; Decapoda; Cambaridae. The record is from RefSeq and is a predicted model, not a curated record.